UAUAAAAAAUCCUACUAACAAGUUUGUAUAAAAUUUUGCAGAGGAGAAGGACAAGUGUAUAACCCAUUUUAAUUGGCUAAAAUAUAAUACAGCACCAUGGUUUAUGGUACAAAAUCAUUGGGAGCAUUCGCGAGCACUUAGACAAGAACGUAUUGCAAAGCUACAUAGUAACUUACAUACGUUAUUUGAGGAAUGGCCUGUUUUAAAGCAACCACGAGGAUAUACUUUGAUUGACAAUGAUUAUAUUUUUUCUUUUGAGGAAACGACUAAUAUUUAUACUGAAUGGGCACAAUUCUCACAAAAAUUACAAAAAGUUAUUAAAGAGAAUCUAAAAGAUAAAUAUUAUUAUACAUUAUAUCAUGAGAGCACUUUAGAUGAGAUAACUGAAGAGUCAAGAAGAGUUAUACUCUUGUCAUUAUUGCCUGUGGUAUGUCCUCCUCAAGCCAGAGUCAAAUUUGAUAAAAACAAAUUAUGGAAGCCAAGUAUAGCUGAAUCAAUUUCAGGAUUUAUUUUACAUAUUAAGACGCCAAGAGAUAUUGAAAUAGAAAUUCAACAGAAGAGAAAUAAGGCACUAGAAUUAAAACAAACUGUGCAACCAUUUAUUAUUAUCGUUGGUCCAAGUUUAAGGCAAAUAGACAGUUAUUAUGUCGUGGUUGACGAUAUCUUAUAUAAAUUGGAGAAUAUUUUGAAAGCCAUAGAUAUUUGCUUUAAAGUAUUUAUGGUAUUAGAUGUACAAUAUCCUAUCGAAUGUGAACAGGUAUGGCUGUUUUUUCAACUGUACAUUUAUAAGCAACGAACUAAAAAUGACAAAGUGAUUAAAUCAGUCCUAGAGUUUCACGAAAAAAUUGAUAAUGCGUAAAUAGUUGGAACGAUUUCUA
Temnothorax curvispinosus is the source of this 878-nucleotide messenger RNA. RefSeq lists its product as uncharacterized. The record is from RefSeq and is a predicted model, not a curated record. Lineage: Eukaryota; Metazoa; Arthropoda; Insecta; Hymenoptera; Formicidae. The coding region runs from base 104 to 859 and encodes 251 amino acids. The transcript is spliced from 4 exons.